AUGCAUGUCCCGCCGACAGGGUUGCCCUACGCAAUUUACUACACAAUCCUCGCAGCUAUCGCCGUUCCAGUGAAUCUGGUGGCGAUUGUGAUACUGGCUCGGGGGGAGUGCGGACUCUCCAGAUGUAUCACUCGGUACCUGGUCUCCAUGGCUGUGACGGAUCUCCUGGUCAUUAUCACGGCAGUGAUAUUAAACCGGCUCAGCGGCAUUUAUUUCCCGGGUAGUAUACUAAACAUCACCCCUGUAUGUAGUCUCAGCGCCGCUGUAACUUUCGCAGCUCGAGUUUGCUCGGUUUGGUUAACCGUCUCGUUCACCUUUGAUCGAUUUGUAGCCAUUUGCUGCCAGAAACUGAAGACUAAAUAUUGCACCGAGCGAACGGCGACCGUGGUUAUAAUAACGGUUUGUCUGUUAAGUUGUUUGACCAACAUCCCUUGGUACUUCAUACAUGGACCGCUCUACAUAUCUGGCGAUGUCUCGUGGUAUUGCAGACUGAAGAAAAUCCUUUACACUUCGCCCAUCUGGAGAGCGUUCGACGCACUCGAUCGCAUUUUGACCCCGUGCCUCCCGUUCCUCCUGAUCUUGCUGCUCAACGCGCUCACGGUCAGGCACAUCCUGGCGGCGAGCAGAGCCCGCGAGAGGCUCCGCGCCGCCAGCAAGGCGGAGACUCAGAGCGACCCGGAGAUGGAGAGCCGGAGGAAGUCCAUAGUUUUGCUCUUCAGCAUUUCCGGGACCUUCAUCCUCCUGUGGAUGACGUACGUCGUUCGCUUCUUGUACGUCCGCAUCACCAAUGACGCCAGCUUCAAAAGUUUCACCGACCCCAAGUUCCAAUUCCAAGAGGCCGCCAACAUGCUUCAGCUUCUGAGUUCCUGCACCAACACGUUCAUUUAUGCCGCGGUUCAGAGCAAAUUUAGAGAUGAGCUGAAGAAAGCAGCCAAAUAUCCAUUCACUCUAAUUGCUAAAAUAAUCUAG
Amblyraja radiata (thorny skate) is the source of this 969-nucleotide messenger RNA. RefSeq names its product probable G-protein coupled receptor 139. Gene Ontology annotation, biological process: G protein-coupled receptor signaling pathway. The record is from RefSeq and is a predicted model, not a curated record. Gene Ontology annotation, cellular component: plasma membrane. Lineage: Eukaryota; Metazoa; Chordata; Chondrichthyes; Rajiformes; Rajidae. Bases 1 to 969 code for a protein of 322 amino acids. Gene Ontology annotation, molecular function: G protein-coupled receptor activity. The transcript has 2 exons.